ACGUGGCUCCUCCUCGCCCGCGGAGGCAGGAGGUGCCGCGGCGCCGCCCGGCUCUCACUCAGCCGAAACUUGAGCGCAGUGGUGGGCGCCGCCGCCAAGGAUGAGGAGGUGCGGCCGCUCCUGCAGGCCGCCGCCGUCGCUGCUGCUGCUGCUGCUCCUGCUGCUGCUCGCGGUGCCCGGCGCUGGCGCGGCCCGGCGCUCGGCGCUCUACUCGCCCUCCGACCCGCUGACGCUGCUGCAGGCGGACACGGUGCGCGGCGCCGUGCUGGACUCCCGGAGCGCCUGGGCCGUGGAGUUCUUCGCCUCCUGGUGCGGACACUGCAUAGCCUUCGCCCCGACGUGGAAGGCGCUGGCCAACGACGUCAAAGGUGAGAGGCCGGGGGCGGCCCGCGCCCCCCGUGCCCCGCCGCUUCCUGCCAACCCGGGCCGACCCCCUCCACCUGCUCCACUGAGCGCCCCUCCCUUCGGGAGCGCGCCCCCGCCGUCCUAUCGCCUCCGCCCGCCUCUGCCUCGCUGCCCGUCCCACGCCCCCCACUUUCACCUUCCUCCCUUGUCUUCUCUCUUGGCCCGCAUCCCGGGCUGCUCUCCCUCCCCGCGGCCUGGGCCCCCAGACUUACUCAGCGUGCCCUCUUCGUCCCCUGCUGGGUUACGGUCCCCAUCCCUGCAAGGCUGUGAGGGCUCUCAGCCACCACACGUCACUGACUCUCGCCUGUGUGUUUCCUUCCAGUUCUUUAAGGCCUUUGCUAAGAGUGGCUCAGGAGCAACGUUGCCAGUGGCAGGUGCUGAUGUGCAGACGCUGCGGGAGAGGCUCAUUGACGCCCUGGAGUCCCAUCGUGACACGUGGCCGCCAGCCUGUCCCCCCCUGGAGCCUGCCAAGCUGGCGGAUAUUGAUGGAUUCUUUGCAAGAAACAACGAAGAUUACCUGGCCCUGAUCUUUGAGAAGGAAGGCUCCUACCUGGGCAGAGAGGUGACUCUGGACCUGUCCCAGCACCAAGGCAUAGUGGUGCGCAGGGUCCUGAACACGGAGGACAACGUGGUGAGAAAGUUUGGUGUCACCGACUUCCCAUCUUGUUACCUGCUGUUUCGGAACGGAUCUGUCUCCCGAGUGUCCGUGGUGGUGGAAUCCAGGGCCUUCUACACCGAUUACCUGAAGAGGCUCGCUGGGCUCACCAGGGAGGCUGCCCGGACCACCGUUGCGCCCACCACUGCUAACAGCAUAGCUCCCACCGUUUGGAAACUCGCAGAUCGCUCUAAGAUCUACAUGGCUGACCUGGAAUCAGCGCUACACUACAUCCUGCGGGUAGAAGUGGGCAAGUUCUCAGUCCUGGAGGGACAGCGCCUGGUGGCCCUGAAAAAGUUCGUGGCAGUGCUGGCCAAGUACUUCCCUGGCUCGCCCUUAGUCCAGAACUUUCUGCACUCCGUGAACGAGUGGCUCAAGAGGCAGCAGAGAAAGAAAAUUCCCUACAGUUUGUUUAAAACUGCUCUGGACAACAGGAAGGAGGGUGCUGUUCUUGCGGAGAAGGUGAACUGGGUCGGCUGCCAAGGGAGUGAGCCGCAUUUCCGGGGCUUUCCCUGCUCCCUGUGGCUCCUCUUCCACCUCCUGACCGCGCAGGCAGCUCGGCACAAGGUGGACCAUCCACGGGAGAAAGCCCAGGCCCAAGAGGUCCUCCAAGCCAUCCGGGGCUACGUUCGCGCCUUCUUCGGCUGCCGAGACUGCGCGGGCCACUUCGAGCAGAUGGCCGCUGCCUCCAUGCACAAGGUGGGGAGUCUGGACGACGCCGUCCUCUGGUUCUGGUCUUCCCACAACAGGGUCAAUGCCCGCCUCGCAGGCGCCCCCAGCGAGGACCCCCAGUUCCCCAAGGUGCAGUGGCCGCCCCGCGAACUCUGCUCGGCCUGCCACAAUGAGCUGGCGGGGGUGCCUGUGUGGGACAUGGGCGCCACCCUCAGCUUCCUCAAGGCCCACUUCUCCCCAAGCAACAUCGUCCUGGACCCCCCUCCAGCUGGGCCGGCCCCCCGGAGUGGCACGCAGAAUCUGACAGCCACCCCAAAGCUGGCGCUGGGAAGCCUGGAGCUGGAGACUGGGAAUUCAACUCUGGGCCCUGAGAAGGCUGAGGUGGCCAAGUCCCCGGGAACCACCGUUCCAGAUGUUCCCACCGAGAGACCUGAAGCAAGUCGCACCCCGGAGCUUCAUGCCGGCUCAGACCAGGGGCCCCCCGAGCCCGCCACAGAGCUCCAGGGGGGUGACAAGCCGGGGCAGCCGCGUGUUCUGCGGCACCUGAGCAAGCGAGACUCAGGGGCCGCGUUGCUGGCUGAGCCGGGGGCCGAGAAGAACCGCCCCGGGGGCCCUGUAGGGCUGAGGAGAAUCGGCCGCAGCUCCAAGCAGCUGGCGGACGUCCCUGCCUGGGAGCUGGAGGCCCGAGCGCAGCAGGGCCGUGGCCGGUGGCUGCAGGUGCUGGGAGGGGGCUUUUCCCGCCUGGACGUCAGCCUCUGUGUGGGGCUCUACUCCCUUUCCUUCAUGGGCCUGCUGGCCUUGUACACCUACUUCCGAGCCAAAAUGAGGGCUCCGAAGGGCCCUGCUGGCCACCCUGCAGCCUGAACCACCCAGCUCGGGAGGGGCCAGAGCGGGAGCUGCCACCCGUGGGGCCCUUCCAGCCCCCGCCCCGCCCUCCCCUCCCACCCCCUGCUCCUGUCCAGCCUAGAGGGGUGGGAAACCCAGGACAACCAGUGGCUCCAGUGAACCUUCUUGGGUCUGUUGGGAAGGACAGUCCCAUAGACACAAACGACAGGAGCAGGGGCCAGAUUCAUUUGAUGGCACUGAGCAGGGUCGCCGCGGGCAGAGAGCUUAGGGAGCCUCAGCCACUGGCCUCUGGGCACCAAAUCCCAUUUUUCAGCUUAUUCGAAGUCCUGCCCCAUUCUCACUGGAGCCUCAAUCUCUCCUGCUUGGUCUUGGCCCUAAAUUGGGGCAAGUGAAGCCAAAAGAGGGUCCCCUGGGUGGGGUGGGCUGGAGUGGAACUCCUUACCACAUUCUAGGCCUCCGUCCACCCUCUUUCCUCCUGGACACCAAGAGGCCUUGGCACCAAAGAAGGACAGACCACCUCUGGCCCUCUGUGGCCUGCCCAGCCUCCAGCUACACAGAUCUCCCUGGUGGGAUUCGGCUGUGGGGGUGGGGGAGUCUGGAAGCUUCUGGGAAUCGUGCCGGUCUCCCAGGUGAGGCAGGCGAUAGCUGCUGGGCUGUGGGGUGAGUGGCUUGGCGGGACCUGGUGCAAGACCUGGCGAGGUGGCGCAGGGAAGGGUGUCGGGAUCUGCAGUGCCUUGGCUCUGGGCUCAGCCAUGAGAGGUAGAGGGAGGCCACAGGGAAGAGGUGGCCGCACUGAAUGUGCUCUGGCUUCUCCCCAUUGAGCUCUACCCUCUCUGAGCUGGGUCUUUUGUCUUUUUAUUUUGGUCUCCAAAGUAGAUGCGGA
Propithecus coquereli (Coquerel's sifaka) is the source of this 3461-nucleotide messenger RNA. It is a transcript of the gene QSOX1, whose product is annotated as quiescin Q6 sulfhydryl oxidase 1. Bases 101 to 2596 code for a protein of 831 amino acids. Gene Ontology annotation, biological process: protein folding. Gene Ontology annotation, molecular function: flavin-dependent sulfhydryl oxidase activity; protein disulfide isomerase activity. The record is from RefSeq and is a predicted model, not a curated record. Lineage: Eukaryota; Metazoa; Chordata; Mammalia; Primates; Indriidae. The transcript has 12 exons. Gene Ontology annotation, cellular component: Golgi membrane.